This is a messenger RNA of Lindgomyces ingoldianus, 1613 nucleotides long. RefSeq names its product cytochrome P450, variant. Lineage: Eukaryota; Fungi; Ascomycota; Dothideomycetes; Pleosporales; Lindgomycetaceae. Gene Ontology annotation, molecular function: oxidoreductase activity, acting on paired donors, with incorporation or reduction of molecular oxygen; monooxygenase activity; heme binding. The record is from RefSeq and is a predicted model, not a curated record. The transcript has 2 exons. The coding region runs from base 39 to 1613 and encodes 524 amino acids.
CUCCUCUUUCCCCAAGAAUACCCCUUCAGACGCCACAAAUGAGUUUUCUCCCGUGCGUCCUAGUUGCUGGCACUUUCGUUAUUUAUCUCGUUGUUUGCCUGUAUCGUCUCUUUUUCAGUUCAAUCACCAAGUUCCCAGGCCCUCGGUUGGCAGCUUGUACCUUUUGGGUGGAGUUUUGGUAUGAUGUGGUGAGGGAUGGGAGAUUUGGCUGGAAGAUACAGGAGUGGCAUCGUCGUUAUGGUCCAAUAAUUCGCAUCAACCCGUCUGAAAUUCACGUUUCGGACCCCACCUUCUACCACACCCUCUACGUUGCAUCUUCUGUUCGACAAACCAACAAAUGGUCUUUCUCUGCCCAGAUGUUUGGCACUACUUCCGCUUCCGUAGGCACCGUGGACCACAAGCUACACAAGCUACGUCGCGCCGCACUCAAUUCAUAUUUCGCACAGAAAAAAUCAGCUGCGCUGGAACAAAAAGUAAGGCAGUUUGUUGAUAGGCUGGUAGAAAGACUUGGAGAGAGCAGGUGGACGAAUAACCCCGUGAAUCUGGUCGAUGCUUUUACGGCCCUAACAGCUGAUAUAAUAGGCGAAGUUGUGUUUGGAACCAGCUUUGGGCUUUUAGAAAAGGAGAAAUGGGAAAUUGGUGGUGGGAAGGAAAGACAUAUGUUUAUGAUGCAGUUGAGUCGGAAUACGCAUUUGAUGAAACAAGUUCCUUGGAUUUACGGUAUCAUGAAGAAGGUGCCGAGGAGGGUGCUUAAACUGGUGCACCCGCUGACGAAAGAGCUUUUCGAGCUGCAGGACUGGAUUGCGGACAAAAUACAUACCGCGGAGAAUAGAAGGCCAAUAGCACCAAACAAGAUGAACUGGAAAGAUUGUGGUGAUGGACAGGAAGAGGGACAAGAUCAAGAAAGAUGUCUACUCGACGAAUUGAUAGUAUCGCCUCACCUCCCUGCCCCCGAGAGAUCUCUCCAACGGCUCGCGGAAGAAUGUCUGACUCUCCUCGGCGCCGGGACUGUAACAACGGCCUGGACACUGUCAGUAACAACAUACCAUAUCCUCGCCAACGCGGACGUUCACUCAAAACUCUGCGCCGAACUAGUUUCUCUCCCCCAAGCGUAUUCCUACCACGACUUGUACCGACUACCUUAUCUCAGCGCUGUGAUACAUGAAGGACUGCGUCUCUCUCAUGGCACAUCGCACCGUCUCGCACGCAUCUCACCAUCAGUCUCCCUCAAUUUCCAAGACUGGGAGAUACCGCCCGGGGUUCCUAUUAGCAUGACCUCUAUGUAUAAUAUCCAUCUCAACUCCACGGUCUUCCCAUUCCCAUACGUUUUUGAUCCGCAGCGCUGGCUCGGAACGGUAGAGGAUGUAAAAGAAAGGAGGAAAUGGUUAGUACCAUUCUCGACGGGAAGUAGGAUGUGUGUUGGUCUCCCUUUGGCGUACCUGGAGCUGUUUCUUGCGCUGGGGGCGAUGUUUAGGGCUGGGGGAGAGGGGAAGGGGAAGCUGAUUAACUUGGAGUUGUUUGAGACUAAGGAAAGAGAUGUGCAAGUUGAACGGGAUUGGUUUAACCCAGCGCCUUGGGAGGGGAGCAAGGGGGUGCGGGUUUUGGUGAGGUAA